UGAUUUAAUUUUUAAUUUGGGGGAGAAAUGAAGAGGUUGAGAUCCAGCGACGAUCUCGAUUCCUUCAGUAAGGAUCCGAAUCCUAACCCGAACCCGAGCUCCAACCCCGGCCGGACCUCCUCCUCCUCUUCGCACCGGAGCUUCUACUACAAGCCAGAUACUGUGCGCAAGGGUUUGCUCUCUUCGUCCUCCUCCGCAUCUUCUAAAGGGCCGGCUCGCUCCUACGAUGAUCGGGAACCGGCCGGCUCCGGCGGCGGGUCCAGAACUGUCCGGAAGAGGACGGAGCACGAGUUCGACGGUUUCGAUAGGAGGAAGGGGACCGAUCGGUACAACAGAGAUGGCGGAGGGUACGAUCGUAAUUUGAUGCACCGGUCCGAGAGCUUCUCCGCGUCGAGGAGGUCGCCGGCGGAGUUUCCGAAAGGGUUUCGAUCGGAGCGGGACAGGUCCAGGCGCGAAGGCAGCGGGAGCGGAGCGUUGUCGUGGCGUAGGUUCGGGAAGGAGUUCGAGGAGAGAGGAGGAGGGAAGGGGUUGAGGGACGUGAGGUCGCCGACGUGGUCGAAUUCGAGGGAUUCGGGGAGCGAGCAGUCUAGGGUUAGGUCUCCGGUGAGGAGGUUUAGGGAUGGGAAGGGGUCGAAAUCGGAGUCGAAGUCCAAGUCUCCGACUUGGUCCAAGGACUCGGUGGGGAGUGAGCAGUCGAAGAGUGUUGAGGUGAGGAAGAAGGAGACGGAGGCGGAGGCUGAAGAGAUUCAGGGUGAGCAGCCAAAGAGUGUUGAGGUGAGGAAGAGAGAGACGGAGACGGAGACGGAGGAGGUUCCGGUGGAGCGGCCAAAGAGUGUUGAGGUGAGGAAGAGGGAGACGGAGACGGAGACGGAGACAGAGGAGGUUCAGGCUGAGAAGGGGAGUAGGAGUAGUAGUGAAAUGGAGGAGGGUGAGCUUGACCCUGAAGCUGGAGCUGGUGGUGGAGGUGAGCCCCAAUUGGGCCUUGAAGGCGGAGCUGAAACGGAAGAAGCACAGAUCCGAAGCGCUGUCUUUGGUACAGAUACAGAUAAGGUUGAGGAGAAAGCUGAGACUAUGGAUAAACAAGAGGCUAGGGAGGAGAAAGGCGAGUCCUCGGAUAAACAAGAGGUGAAAGAUGAAAAUAAAGGGAGUGUGUGUGAAAGGCAAGAUGAGGAGGAGGAGAAGAAAGAUGAUGACUUACCAAAUAGCGAGAUCGAUAUGAUUGAUCAAAGCGGGAAUGUGGAAGCUCGUGAAGAUGAGGGAAAAGGGAGUUUCAGGGAAGGUGAUGAAGAAGUGGUCGUGGAGAUUCCGAAGGAAUUGGAAAAGGAACCAAAGCAAGAUAAGGGAAUAGACCUUGAAGUGAAGGCGGAGGAUGAUGACGACGAAAUGACAGAGUCAGAUAAGGUGGCAACCGAGGAUGAGGAGGAUAAUGAAGUGGUUAAGCUGAAUACGGUGGAUAUGAGUAUGAGUUUGAGUCAGAAUUUUAAGGAUAAAGGUAAAAGCGUGGCCGUGGCACCAGCCGAUCUGGUGGAUUCAGCUGAAGAUGGUCGGUGGACUGGCAGAGAAUCCAGAGAGCUGCUCACUGGCAUGGAAAAUGAUAUGGAAGGACCCAGCAGUAGGGGUUUCGAGUUGUUUUCAAGCUCUCCGGUUAGGAGACAGGAGAAGGCUGAUCAAUCUGGUGCUAGUAUGAAGGAUGAGAAGCUGGCACUUGAGCCUCUUGAUCUUUCUCUUAGCUUGCCUAACGUUUUGUUACCCAUUGGUGGCGCAGCUCCUGGUUCUCCUGAUCAAUCAAUGAGUGUUCAGUCUCUAAGUAAUACUUUUCGUACUAACUCUGAUGGAUUUACUCAGUCAGUAUCCUUUUCAGGCUCGCAGUCGUUUUAUCACAACCCUAGCUGUUCGCUAACCACCCAGAAUUCGAUGGACUUUGAACAGUCCGUUAAAAGUCGUCCCCUUUUCCAGGGAAUUGAUUGGCAGGCACUCGCUCAGAGUGAGGCUAAGGGUAAAGAAGUUCCUUGGCAAGCACUCACUCAGAAUGAUACUAAGAGUAAAGAAGUCCCUUUGUAUCAAAGAAUCUUGAUGAAUGGAAACGGGUCUCAACAACAACAGUCUCAAGCAUCGCAAGGCAUUCCAAAUGGUCAGUUGGGCCAAGGGCAACAACAUCUUAGACAUCCUGAAGGGAGCCCUAAAGUGGCGAAUGGAAUGGAAAGGCAGCUGAGCUUCCACAAGCAAUUGUCAGGAGGACAGGCAAGGAACCAUGAGGAUGUUAGAUCACCUUCAAAUAGCGUUGGAUCUCAUGAAAUGGGAUCAAACUAUAGUUUUGACAGGAAACGACUAAUGAGAGAGAAAAGUAGUGGUAGUUUAUAUAGGACUAGCAGUCAGAAGGAGCAAGAGCAGUUUCUCAUUGGUGGAGCUGAUUUUGUGGAGACAAUCGUUGCGAGGAUUGUCUCCGAUCCCAUACAUGUAAUGGCUAGAAAGUUUCAUGAGAUGACAGGACAAUCCGCUUCAUGUGUGAAGGAGACCAUUCGCGAUAUGAUGUUAAAUAUGGAUAAGCGCAUGCAACUAUUUGCAUUCCAGAAGGCACUGCAGAGCAGGUCUGAUAUAACCAUGGAGAUGCUACUAAAGGCUCAUCGUGCGCAACUGGAAAUCUUGGUUGCUCUGAAGACUGCUCUACCGAAUUAUCUCCAGCCAGAGAAUGGUGUAUCAUCUUCUGAGUUAGCUGAAAUUUUUCUGAACUCAAGAUGCAGAAAUCCUUCUUGUCGGAGUUCUGUGCCUGUGGAUGAAUGUGAUUGCAAAGUUUGUUCGCAAAAGAGUGGUUUUUGCAGUACAUGUAUGUGUCUUGUGUGCUCAAAGUUUGACAUGGCCUCGAAUACAUGUAGUUGGAUUGGGUGUGAUGUUUGUCUCCAUUGGUGCCAUGCGGAUUGUGCAUUGCGGGAAUCUUAUAUUAGAAAUGGACGCAGUGCUACUGGAUCCCAAGGGACGACCGAGAUGCAGUUUCAUUGUGUGGCCUGCGAUCAUCCUUCUGAGAUGUUUGGCUUUGUGAAGGAGGUUUUUCAGAAUUUCGCAAAGGAUUGGACAAUGGAAAAUCUUGCUAGGGAACUUGAAUACGUUAAGAGAAUAUUUGGUGUCAGCAAGGACAUGAGAGGGAGAAGACUUUAUGAAAUUGCUGAUCAAUCACUGGCAAGACUGGUAAACAAGUCUGACCUUCCGGAGGUUUACAGUUAUGUCAUGGCUUUUCUCGCGGACGCUGACAGUUCCAAGCUAGGGAAAACACCUGUUUUAUCGACGAAGGAUCAUAGUAAAGUUAGCAAUGGGAUUGCUGGGCCAAGCCAGGAACCCGCAUGGCUGAAAUCUGUAUAUACAGAGAAGUCCUCUAAGUUGGAGACUGCAGCAAACAUUCAUCCUAGCUUUAACUACGAUCAGCAUGAUAAACGCCUAUUGGAGAUGGAGUUUCACACCAGUGCCCAAAAAGAACCUCUUUUCGAUGAGCUGGAGAGCAUUGUGAGGAUCAAGCAGGCUGAAGCGAAAAUGUUCCAAACACGAGCAGAUGACGCAAGAAGGGAUGCCGAGGGACUUAAACGCAUAGCGAUGGCAAAGAAUGAAAAAAUUGAAGAGGAAUAUAGGAGCAGAAUAACAAAGCUGCGCUUGGUCGAGGCAGAGGAAAUGCGCAACAAGAAAGUCGAAGAAGUACAAGCUCUAGAUCGAGCAUAUCGUGAAUACUCCACCAUGAAGAUGAGAAUGGAAGCAGAUAUAAAGGAUCUCUUGCUAAAGAUGGAAGCGACGAAGCGGAACCAUUCCUUGUGAUUGGCAGACGAAGAGGAGUUCCGAUAGGGUUUUCGAUGUGGCGGGUAACCGUAACCUUGGGCGUGCUGAUAGUUUUAUGUUGUACCUUGUAAUGUAGUGUUUUUAUAGCUCCAAUUAGGUUAUGUUCUUCAGAGUUUCUGUUGAAUUUGUUUCAUGAACCACUAACCAGAAUCUGUACAGAGAGAUUGCCUUGUCUCUUUUAUUUUGGUAUGAAGCAGUGUUCCUAUUUAUGAUUUA
Molecule: messenger RNA, 4035 nt
Organism: Pyrus x bretschneideri (Chinese white pear)
Lineage: Eukaryota; Viridiplantae; Streptophyta; Magnoliopsida; Rosales; Rosaceae
Product: protein OBERON 4-like
Cellular component (GO): nucleus
Source: RefSeq, a predicted model, not a curated record